UCAGCAAAUAGUGACACACUUACAGCCUUAUGCCUCUGCAAUUCAAAACAAGUAGCUAAUAACACAAGAUUUAUUUUAACGUUACAACUGUGCGAAUCCUUUAUUUCCUCAUACGUCAGGUUUUGAGUUGUACUCUUUGUUGUUGUCAAGCGAGUUUUCUCUCUUCAACCUCUGCGUGUCUCUGCCGUUCACACAUACACACACACCUAUAUCCAUGACACACAUACAGAAGACUACAAGCAGGAAGUGGUGAAAAAAAACAGGCAGCAGCAGAUGAAAAUAAGGAAGUAAACGUUGUCGGGUUGGAGCUGGAUCCCCCUCUUCUACUGUAAAGUGAAAGUGGAUCAGUCGACAGCUCAGUAAUUUAUUUUAAAGCACAACGGCUGUGCUAAGGAAGUUAGCAGUCAAGCUAACACCUCUACUGACUCCAUAGUGUCUUAAAAACAAGCCCUAGACAGAAAAACAAAAACAAAACAGAGGGGCGAGAGGAAGACAAAGACGAACUUCUCCUCUGAUCCCCAGAAUUACUUUCAGCAGCCACCAUGGACCACAAAGGGGAAACCCAGGAAGGAGGCAUGGGGCUGAAACGGGAGGAGCUGCCGCAGAUGGAUGGAUCGUGUGAUGCAUGUGAGCCCGAUGAAGCCCAACCAGCCACGCAAGUGUGCCACACCUGCAGCUUCGCCUUCUGCCCCCUCCAUGCUGACAAACACGCCAGCAGCACACAUCACCCACUAACCCCUUACAACCACGAGGGGACACAAGCAAAUGAUCUUGGCUCAAACGGAGACCCCAGAGUUGCAGGUGGAGCCGAGGAUGAGGAUGGGGCGGAGAGGGGAGCUGAGAUGGGUGUGAAUCAGGCGAUAGCAGCACUGAGAGGAGUGGCGAUGGCUGGCGCGGAUGAGAGUGGUGAUGCUGAGGAAGGAGAGGGAGCCAAGAAUGGUAUGCCGCUGGACGCUGAGUUGGGUGAGGGAGCAGAGGGUGCAGAGGCAGGGCAGGAGGCCAUGGCUGCUGGAGAGGCCGGGAAAAGGGACACUGUGACUGUGGAGAGACUGCGUUGCAAGGAGCAUGGGCAGGAAGGCUCCCUCUACUGUAAACCAGACGAGAAGAUUAUCUGCGUAGUGUGUGCUGUACAGGGUGAGCACCGUGAGCACGAGAUUAUCACCCUACACGAGGCCUACGUCUGGCAGAAGAACAGGCAGGGUUAUGACCUGCUGGGCUGUACACAACAGAUGGCUGAGAAGAUCAAGACCAAGUGGACCAACCCUGAGAUGUCUACAGAGGAGUUGGAGGCCUACGUGAAUGACCAGUUCGAUGAGCUCCGCAGAUUGGUGCGUCUGGAGGAGAGGAGGACCCUUCACCUGGUGGAUCUCAAAGAAGCAUUUCUGACAGCGUCAGCUGCUGAGAAAAUUGCAGAGAUCACUGUCCAAACUGAGCGCCUGCAAGAAGAGAUGGCCAACAUUACACACCAGCUUUGUCUGUUGGAGCAGGUUGAGGCACAGGCGGUUGGUCCUGCAGUGGCAGCAGAGGUCCUCGUAGCUGGACCAGCCCACAGAGUGCCGCACGACAUUGAGGCCAGGCCAAGGCUGCCAGAGCCAAGGGCAGACCCCAUGGACCCACGGGACUUUGGAGACAAUGAUUCUGGACCAUCCAUGGACCACGCCCCCUGAUAACAGACUCUUACCGCAUCCACCUGUCCUUCAGUUUCUGCUUCAGUCAGCUGUCAGCCCUGUUGAGCUGUCAGGCUGGCCCUCUCUGUCAGCUGUCUUCCUCUCACCCGUCUCCCCUCCCCUCCCCUCCCCUCCCCUCCCCUCCACUCCCCUCCACUCCCUUCCCCUUCCCCGUGCCUGCUGGCAGUGAGCUGACCUUGAAGAGGACUGCUGUGACAAAUAUGGAUGGCCACGUCUUUUCUGCUCUCAAACUUUUUAAUCCCUCACUAGCUACUAACUUUCUUUAAUUGAAGCACGCAAGAUAUGUGCAAUCAAUUACCAUCAGGCUCAAUUUCCACAGCCAGUCAGAUCCUUGGCUUACUGGUGAGCCUGGCUGACUCAGAGAGGAGCCUGGGUAGGCAGCUGAGCAGAGCAUCUGUUAAGCCCAACAGAUGUCAGAAAUGGGAAAUUCUGUGACACGGUGUGCUUCACUCUUCAUUUAUUCGCAAUAUCAUUUUGGUUCUGUCGUUUUGACAAAUACUUUGGACACUCUCAGACACAGAAAGGGAACAUUUGUCAUAUGCCCCAAUGCCUUACGUCAUUGAGAGAAUAUAUCACAAAGGUGUUUCUGGGUAUUAUAUUUUGAUUGUAAAAAAAAAGGAGACCUGUCUAUAGCUUAUUUUCUAUAAUGUUGUCUAUUGUGCUUUCCCUCAUCCCACUGUCUUCAACCCUCCUUUCCCUACAAUCCUAACUUUCUGCCCUACCAGCUGAUUCUUUAUUGUAGAUUUGUGCAUGCUUCCUCAUAUGCAAGUACUCGUCAAAUCUAUUAUCAGAAGAAGGGAGCAUUUUGACACCCAUUGAUUGGUGAAUGUUGCUGAGUCUUUGUUAGGUGAAAAUCGAACUGUAAUUUGACUGUGCAAAAUAGCCCUCUCGCAGUAUCUGCUCUCUAUGUACUGUAAUGUAAAGGCUCAUUACUCCCGGGCCAAUCUGCGGCGUAUGACGGAUUACAGUUCAGACAAGCGUAUGCACUUUCUACCUUGACCCGCUCAGCCAUAGCUUUCAUUCAUGAUGUACCGCUGCAAGUCUGUUUGUACCAGCAGUUUGUUUUUAAUGUGAUUGAUUCUGUUGCCUUAAAUUCAAAAUUGAAGCAGUGUCACCCAUAAUAUGUGGGGCCUGUAUGACAACAACCUGACUUUGCUACUCUAGCACUGCACUAAGAUGCACUGAGAUUUGUGUACCCACCCAGGGGAAAUGUUGAUGUGUCAACAGACUAUUGAAAAAAAAACAGCUCAUUCUUUAUUCUUGUGUAACAACAGACAGGAAGUCAGGCUGUCUGAUGUUUCCUCUGUUUUUAUUUGUCUAUUUUUGUCUUAAAUCUAUAAAUAAACAGCCUGUUUCUUAGAGUGGAUGUUGCAGAUGACAUUCACGUUUUCACUUUAAGAAAAAUUCCUGCAUUA
Messenger RNA from Thunnus maccoyii (southern bluefin tuna), 3103 nucleotides. RefSeq names its product tripartite motif containing 44 (gene trim44). Lineage: Eukaryota; Metazoa; Chordata; Actinopteri; Scombriformes; Scombridae. The coding region runs from base 543 to 1667 and encodes 374 amino acids. Gene Ontology annotation, molecular function: zinc ion binding. The transcript is spliced from 6 exons. The record is from RefSeq and is a predicted model, not a curated record.